Molecule: messenger RNA, 5016 nt
Organism: Prunus avium (sweet cherry)
Lineage: Eukaryota; Viridiplantae; Streptophyta; Magnoliopsida; Rosales; Rosaceae
Source: RefSeq, a predicted model, not a curated record
CCAUCAAAAGGCCUAAGCACAUAUAGCCUCGGCCUGUCCAAAUGAUGUUCAGCGGUCUCUACCCAAGUAGCUUUCCGGGCGGCAGUUCAAUGUUAGUAUUCUCGAAUAACGGUGCUAGCUGGCUAGUUUUUUCAGAAAAGACUUGCUGCCCCCCUUCCGAAUCCCGCGAGUGACUAAGCGCGAGACGAGCCAUAACAUAAGGGGCGAAUCUACUCUUCGUAGAAUCGACCAUAGAUAUCUUGUUUUUUCAGUAUAUUUGCAGAAGAGUAACAGUCCAGUUCCCCGGGCUUUCUCCCUUCUCGACCAGACGAAGGAGAUAUGCAUUCAAUUCAGGCGGGUAAGGGCUUGGCUUGACCCUGUGUUCUCCCCUGGUCGGGUCGGAGGCGAAGACUGGCAAAGUUCAUCAUUCAAUGGUGGGGUGCUCAUAGAAAAGAAGGCGUCUCCCAACAAGAAGAUUUCCUUCCCUUCCUGCUGAACUCUCUCUUAGUUCCCCACCAGCUAAUGCUAAAAGGCAGUCCGAAUCUAUAAGAGGGCCACCCUGUGGGUGGGCCUUCAUGAGUUUUAGCGACGGAAUAGCAGUGCUUCAAUCGAGAAGAGAGGCCGUGGUCGAGAAGCCUGGAGUCGUAAAUUUGCAGUUUCAUGAAAUUUAAAUAUCAAGUUCGAUCAAAUCAAGAACUUAAGAGUUCUAAAAUUCCUCGUUGCAGACUUUGAGAACUGAUUCUGUCGGUGAUUUUGAUUUACCUCGAUUCCGAAUAUUUGAAUAGGAAUAUGAAGAGAUUUAACAUGUUUAUGUGCUGUUUGAUAAUUGAUCUCUGUAACUUGUUGGAUUUAUGAUCUUACAAGCAACUUCCUGCAAAUUUGAGACUUAUAAUUUGUUUGUCAAUAUCCUUUUGAUUUGAUUCCUUUAAGCGACGUGUAUCAUUUGCUCUGUUUUUCUUUUCCUCCUGUGAAUUUUAGCAUGAAAUUCCACUGGAUCUGGAUAUGCGAGGGAAUGAAAUUUAUCAAUAAUCUAUCAUACUUCUGAUAAGCAAAUAGAUAUAAGUCUUACAAAUGCAAUCAAUUAUGUGGAUCUUAAUCUGAUGAUAAUUUUUUUUUUGCUUCUCUCAGUCUUUCAGGAAACGAGUUCAACAUGGAUUCAUAUACACUUAAGUCUUUGGAAGAUUUGCCUGCUCCUUUUCGUUCAUCUUUUAAUUUUAGGUACUUCAAUUCUCUGCAGAGUGAAUGCUUUCCUGUUUGUUUCCACUCAGAUGCAAACAUGGUUGUGUCAGCGCCAACUGGAAGUGGUAAAACAGUCAUCUUUGAGCUUUGCAUUUUGAGGCUCCUUUCACGAUUCCUCUCUGAGGAUGGGAGGCUCAUUCAUACAAAUGGAACUCUCAAAACAAUCUAUAUAGCCCCGUCAAAAGCUUUAGUCCAGGAGAAGGUUCGCGAUUGGAAUCAGAAGUUCGGGUCUUGGGGGAUAAAUUGCUUGGAGCUCACUGGAGAUAACGAAUUUUACAACACCAGGAAUAUACAGGAAGCAGAUAUUAUUUUAACCACUCCUGAGAAAUUUGAUGCAGUAACCCGGUAUCGUGCAAAGGAUGGUGGACUGAGCUUUUUCAGCGAUAUAGCACUUCUACUUAUUGAUGAAGUUCAUCUUUUGAAUGAUCCUCGUGGAGCGGUUUUGGAGGCAAUAGUUAGUAGAAUAAAAAUGCUUGCUCACAACCCUGAACUGAAAUCAAGCUCUCUGGCUCAUGUUCGUUUUCUAGCUGUCUCUGCUACCAUUCCAAAUAUUGAGGACCUUGCGGAAUGGCUCAAGGUUCCUGUCCGAGGAGUUAAAAGGUUUGGAGAAGAAAUGAGGCCUGUAAAGUUGACUACAAAAGUUUUUGGCUACACUCCAGCAAAAAAUGAUUUUCUAUUUGAAAAGCGCCUUCAAAACUACAUUUUCGAUAUCCUCAUGCAAUAUUCGAGAGGGAAAUCUGCUCUGGUUUUCUGUUCUACUAGAAAAGGUGCACAAGAAGCAGCACAUAGACUCUCUCAGACAGUCAUGGCCUUUGGCCGUUCAAAUCCAUUCAUUAAAAACAGAGAACAGCAAGAGAGGCUAAGGGAAGCUUCAUUAUCAUGCAGUGACAAACAAAUGCAAUCUUAUAUUCCUUAUGGUGUUGGUUAUCACAAUGGUGGCCUUUCCAUGAAGGAUCGUAAUCUCAUCGAAAGUCUUUUUCUUAAGGGUGAUAUUCAAAUUUUGUGCACAACGAAUACUCUUGCUCAUGGAAUCAACCUACCGGCACAUACAGUAGUCAUAAAAUCAACACAACACUUCAACAAAGAAAAAGGUCUCUACAUGGAAUAUGACAGAUCUACAAUACAACAGAUGUGUGGGAGGGCAGGUCGGCCACCAUUUGAUGAUACAGGAAUGGUUAUAAUCAUGACAAGAAGAGAUACGGUUCACUUAUAUGAGAAUCUCUUGAAUGGAUGUGAGAUGGUGGAAUCGCAAUUGCUUUCAUGUUUGACGGAGCAUUUAACCGCAGAGAUAGUUCAACUGACUGUCUCUAAUAUUCCAAGCGCAAUUGAAUGGAUGAAGUGCUCUUUCUUGUAUGUGAGAAUGAAGAAGAACCCUGGGCACUAUGCAGUUAGAAAAGUGAUUUCUAAGGACCACAUAGAAAAACAUAUGCAAGACGUCUGUGUAAAGAAAGUUAAUGAGUUGUCCCACCAUCAGAUGAUCUGGACGGAUAAAGAUGGUUUUCUCUUGAAACCGCUAGAACCUGGGAGGCUGAUGACGAAAUACUACCUGAAAUUUGACACAAUGAAACACAUUAUGCAGACACCCGUAAACUGCAGUUUGGAAGAUGCUCUUCAUGUUAUAUGCCGUUCUGAGGAAAUUGCAUGGAUACAGCUCAGACGUAAUGAGAAGAAGCUUCUAAAUGACAUAAACGCUGAUAAAGAUGGUCAACUUCGCUUUCAUAUCCUUGAUGACAAAGGGAAGCGAAAAAAGCGUAUUCAAACCAGAGAAGAAAAGAUAUUUGUUCUGGCUAAUGACUGCUUGACUGGUGAUCCUUCGGUUCAUGAUUUAUCCCUUACCCAGGAUAUGAACUCCAUAUGCUCAAAUGGCUGUAGAAUUGCCAGGUGCAUGAAAGAAUUUUUUAUUUACCAAAAGAAUUACAAAGGAGCCCUGAACUCAAUGCUUCUGGCAAAGUCAUUAUAUCAAAAACUCUGGGAUGACAGUCCAUACCUGCUGAAACAAUUACCUGGGAUUGGAAUGGUGACUGCAAAGGCACUACAUUCAAUGGGAGUAAAGUCAUUUGGGACACUGGCUGAGGCUGAUCCCAGGAGAAUAGAGAUAGUCACUGGUCGAAAGUACCCUUUUGGAAACCAUUUAAAAGACUCUCUACACUUGCUACCUCCAAAAGUUGAGAUGAAGGUUGAGGACACUGAAUGCCAGAGGCAAGGGAAAUUGAAGCUUGUGGUAACAUUGACUCGGCUAUCACAGACAUUCCAACCAACCAAACGACACUAUGCUGAUAUGAUUGUUGGUUCGGAAGAAGAUAACCUGAUUCUCUUUCAUGAGAAAAUAAGAGUGGAAGAAUUCUCCAGCCCCUAUAGCGCAACAAUUCUCCUGUCAAAUCCCCAACAAGGAAAGCUGACUGUAAAGGCAAAUCUUAUUUUUGAAGAAUACAUUGGCAUUGAUAUCUACCAAAAACUUAUAUUUAUGAAGGACAAUUUAAGUGUGAAUAACAAACGGGGAAAGAAACCACCCUCUUUUCCCCCACCUGAGGAAGUAUGUAUCAUCGAAGAUGAUGCUAUACGUCAGUCUCCAACCAAAGAGCUUCUGAACUCGACCAAAUCCAAGAGGGUAAAUGAUUCCAUGCCCAGUUUCAACCUCCUGGAUGAAGAGUCUGAAGAAGACGAGGCUGCUGCCAAUGUUCACGAAGAUGAGAUUGCUGCCAAGGCUGAAGACGGUGAAUGCAAAAUCAUUACACAACAAACAGUAUUUGACCACAUACGUGAGAAAGCGAAGAACUUCCCUGUCUUGGCGGCAUCAAAUGUUGUGUGCUCUCCAUCCUCAGAGCCCUUAGUUUUGACAAGAAAACGUGCUCGUGAGAAGCAGCUUGAACCCUAUAAUGAAGUUCAGGUUUUGGAAGAGUUGGAAUGGAAUAAAAUUCCAAGAUGGGCGGUGGUGAAUCCAUCUUCAGAAUUUAAAGAGACGGAACAAAAUCAACAUAGCCUUAUGGAUGAGAGAGCUGGGCUUCCUCUUGAACCUGGAGAUGGCGCAUUCAAAACUUCAAGAGAAGAAACAAUAUUUGAGCACAUACAAACAAAAGCCAAGAAUUUUCCGGUGAUCAACAAAUCGAAGGUGGUGGUGUCCGGGUCCUUAACCAAAACAAAAGAACAACCCUCUAAGAAUCAUCCUGUGUUGAGCAUGGAUCCUUCUGGCGUGCAAAAAGGAACAAACUCAAAUGAAGUAUUGAGAAACACUGCACUCAUCUCAGAUUUGGAAACCAAAGAGGUGGAAAAAGAUGAAUGCGGGAUAUCGAAUGCUUCUCCUAGAGGUUUAGGCAACGCUGCUCAUCUAUCAUCUCGUAAAAUGCUAUCGUUUGAUAUCUCCAUGUUGAAGAAUACCAGGCCAUCAGCAGAUCCAGGCAGCUCCAUGGAGAGCAGAAGAAGGAAACAGCAGCCGUCUCCAAUUGUACCACAAAGACAGUGCUGCACAUUGACAACAGUUGCCAAAACCAGGGAAGUAGAAACAUUUCUUGGAUUUCAGAGUGUCUUUUCUUUUCUCUGAUGUUUCUUCCGAUACACAAAAAUGAGACGAUAGAUAUAUCAGUAUAGAGGAAACUUACUUUUUCAGAUUAUAACUUCAUGCGGGUAGCAACGUAUAUGACCCACAAAUUGAAACUUGGGAUCAGUGGGAUGGAUAUAUACUUACUGGUUGGCUUCUCAAUUACUGUCCAGAAAAGUGCUUUACGAGGUAUGAAUGAUUAAUUUUGAAUGAAAAGUGAGGUUUAAGGACGUCAUAAACCCAGCUGGUUUGCCGCUUUCCUA